AUGGGGGGGCUGAGGCUCGAAACCCGGGGGUUCAAGCAUGCAGGACCACCAGACAACUCGGGCCAACUGACAGCGCGCCGUCACGAGCCCACCCCCGCCAGCCACCAACCUACCGUGCCUACCCACCUACCUACCUGCGCUUCCCGGAAGCUCCCGUCGACGGCGCCUCUGGAUGACGUCACCGGCGGACAGCCAAUCGCAGCCCGCGGGCGCGGCUCGGCGUCGCGGGCGCAGCGCGUCACUUCCGGUCCCGAGUGCGCCCUUGCUUCUUGCCCUCACCCGGCAUGGCGGAGGCCGUGCGAGCCGGGCGUUUCCCGCGCCCGCGCUGAGCCGCCCGCGGGCCGGAGCGUCUGCCCACAGAGAGGCGGGGCGCGCCCGGGACGCCCCGAGCUGGCGCGGGAGGGGUGCGGUGGCGGGCCCGCGCGGGGGAAGCAGCGCCCGCGUCUCCCGCGUGCCGGCGGCGUUCGGCCUCCCGGGCCCAGGCUGGGGGAAGCGCCGGGAGCGGCGGCGGCCCUCGGGCCGGCGGGGGAGGCGAUGGCGGCGCCGGCGCCGGGGGCCGCGGCUGGGGCCGGCGCUGGGGCCGGGGCCGGGGCCGGGGCCGUGGCGGGGGGCGCUGGCGGCGGCGGCGGCGGGGCGAGCGCGGGCGCGGGGGCGAGCGCGAGCUGGAGCGCCGGGGCCCGGCUGCCCGGCCGGGUGCUGGAGCUGGUCUUCUCCUACCUGGAGCUGUCGGAGCUGCGGAGCUGCGCGCUGGUAUGCAAGCACUGGUACCGCUGCCUGCACGGCGACGAGAACAGCGAGGUGUGGCGGAGCCUGUGCGCCCGCAGCCUGGCCGAGGAGGCGCUCCGCACCGACAUCCUCUGCAACCUGCCCAGCUACAAGGCCAAGGUACGAGCUUUCCAACAUGCCUUCAGCACUAAUGACUGCUCCAGGAAUGUCUACAUUAAGAAGAAUGGCUUUACAUUACAUCGAAACCCUAUUGCACAGAGCACUGAUGGUGCAAGGACCAAGAUUGGUUUCAGUGAAGGUCGCCAUGCUUGGGAAGUAUGGUGGGAGGGCCCUCUGGGCACUGUAGCAGUGAUUGGAAUUGCCACAAAGCGGGCCCCCAUGCAGUGUCAAGGUUAUGUGGCAUUGCUGGGCAGCGAUGACCAGAGUUGGGGCUGGAAUCUGGUGGACAAUAAUCUACUACAUAAUGGAGAAGUCAAUGGCAGUUUUCCACAGUGUAACAAUGCACCAAAAUAUCAGAUAGGUGAGAGAAUUCGAGUCAUCUUGGACAUGGAAGAUAAAACUUUAGCCUUUGAACGUGGGUAUGAGUUCUUGGGGGUUGCCUUUAGAGGACUUCCAAAGGCCUGCUUGUAUCCAGCAGUUUCUGCUGUAUAUGGCAAUACAGAAGUGACUUUGGUUUAUCUUGGAAAACCUUUGGAUGGAUGACAGUGGCUUUCUAAGGAUGAAAGACAGAGUAGAGGAGAUAUUGCUUGUGGAAAACAAAAUCAUGAAGUGACAGUGUCAUACAUGCAUGCCCAAGAAACAUCCUGAAAAACACAUGAAAUUGUUAACUGGAGAAGCAACUCUACAGCAAAGAUUAUCUUCGUAUUUCCUCUUUCUACUGGGCCAGAAAAAUCCUCAGGGUUGCAGUUGGUUGAGUGGGCAGUUGACAUGCAUGUUGCAACAGAUGUUGUCUCUAAGUUAGCAAUGUGUUAUUUCCAACUCAUAAGGUGAGGCUUUAGAAAGCUAUAAAAGGGUAAGAUAAGGAAGUAGCAAGGUUUCUAAGUAGUGUGUUUGUGAAGAAAGACUGAUCCUGUUUUACAACUGCCUGUUUUUUCUCCAGACCCUUUCCCUAGCCAGCUUGACUAUAAGAAAAAUAUGAAACUGGUUGGGUUUUAUUUAAUAUUUUUAACAUAUCGAGAAGCAUGGUCUGCCUGGACUGCACUUCUCUAACGGUGAGAUAUAAAACUGUGCAGCUAUUUUAAAAGUUGUAUAUAUAUUCUGUGUGUAAAAAAACUUUAAAAAAAGGGACAGAGGGGUUGCUUUGUUCUAGUUCAAUUUCUUAAAACCACUACAUGGUACAAAAACAUUUAGGAAUAAUUGGACAACUAACAAACAAAGAAGAGAAUUUUAAUAGGAGAUUGUUUUAUUGGCUUUUUAUAUUGUAAUUGACAUAUAGUUCCCAUACUGUUGCAAGUCUGGAUUUUUCUUUAACCACAAAAAUUAUUUUAAAGAUCCCUCAAGAUCCUGGCUAAGAUUGAGGGAAGGCCAAUCUAUUUCUAAUAAUAAUGUUAUCUAUAAAAUAAUAAUAAUAAUGUGUAUCUUGUAUCUUUUGGGGGAUUUUUUUUCUUUUGAGAAAGUGUCUGACAACAUUGCAAUUUACUCAUAUAGGCCUCAGAUAUGAAAGCUGUUAAUCACAGACCUUAGGAAAAGAAUUGAUAAUGGUUCUUUUAUUUUAUAACUUUAUAAUGCUGUAGAUAUUAUAUAUUUUUAAUUUCAUAUUGUUUACAUCAUGCAACAAUCUAAGCCUCAGACUCUUCAUUGGGAUAAUAAAAAAGAGUUUACUUGCUUCAAAAGCAGUGUUAACCUGAAUCUAGGUUAAUAAUGUUCUUAAUCUCAUGAUAGGUAAUCGCCCCCAUGGGACUU
This is a messenger RNA of Suncus etruscus (white-toothed pygmy shrew), 2628 nucleotides long. It is a transcript of the gene FBXO45, whose product is annotated as F-box protein 45. Gene Ontology annotation, biological process: synapse assembly involved in innervation; proteasome-mediated ubiquitin-dependent protein catabolic process. The transcript has 4 exons. The record is from RefSeq and is a predicted model, not a curated record. Lineage: Eukaryota; Metazoa; Chordata; Mammalia; Eulipotyphla; Soricidae. Gene Ontology annotation, molecular function: protein binding. Gene Ontology annotation, cellular component: synapse; SCF ubiquitin ligase complex. The coding region runs from base 1 to 1428 and encodes 475 amino acids.